UUAAAAUAUGGAUCUUUGUUGGAUUUUUGCUGAAAAUUUGUGUAAAUUUCCUAAGAAGACUCCGUGCUGAAAUGUUGCAUCACAAACACCUGUCAUUACAACAGAGCAUUUAGUAGAAUGUAAUAGAUUGUAUAUGUCGUUUGAAUACUUAUUUUAUUUUAUUCGAAGAACUUAAGAGCAACUGUAUCAAUAAACGGUGAAAACCUCUUUGUUUUUCAGACUCAACACCAGCUGCUCAAACCACCAUGAACAUUACAACAGCAACAACAGAACAAGUAACAAAUUCAACAACAUAUGCCACAACCAUGACAACACCUAUAGCAACACCUGUGACAAAUUCAACACCUGAGACGACAACCUUCACUGUCACCAGCAUGGCUACAACACCUGUGACAAACUCAACACCAGCUGCUCAAACCACCAUGAACAUUACAACAGCAACAACAGAACAAGUAACAAAUUCAACAACAUAUGCCACAACCAUGACAACACCUAUAGCAACACCUGUGACAAAUUCAACACCUGAGACGACAACCUUCACUGUCACCAGCAUGGCUACAACACCUGUGACAAACUCAACACCAGCUGCUCAAACCACCAUGAACAUUACAACAGCAACAACAGAACAAGUAACAAAUUCAACACCUGAGGCGACAACCUUCACUGUCACCAGCAUGGCUACAACACCUGUGACAAGUAAGGCCUUUGAUGAAGCUGCUGCUCUGUAA
This is a messenger RNA of Girardinichthys multiradiatus, 728 nucleotides long. RefSeq names its product poly(A) polymerase-like. Lineage: Eukaryota; Metazoa; Chordata; Actinopteri; Cyprinodontiformes; Goodeidae. The record is from RefSeq and is a predicted model, not a curated record. The coding region runs from base 246 to 728 and encodes 160 amino acids. The transcript has 8 exons.